UUUCGAUGCCGCGCCUUUUCGCGCACACACGGCAUCUUUCAGGAAGAAACAGCGUCAAGCGGUGACUGACCGGCUCCUGGCAGCUUUAAAAAGGAUUUUCAGGGGUUCUCACUCUUUCAUAUGCUGCUGUUUGGACGGAGGCACAGUCAACAUGCUGAUUAAAGAAUACCGAAUUGUCCUGCCCAUUUCAGUGGAGGAGUACCAAGUGGGCCAGCUGUUUGCAGUAGCGGAGGCCAGUAAGAGUGAGACGGGUGGAGGAGAAGGUGUGGAGGUGUUGGUCAACGAGCCCUAUGAGAAGGAUGGAGAGAAAGGACAGUACACCCACAAGAUCUACCACCUGCAGAGUAAAGUGCCAGGCAUUAUUCGCAUGAUAGCGCCAAAAGGUUCUCUCAUGAUCCACGAGAAGGCCUGGAAUGCAUAUCCUUACUGUCGAACGAUCCUUACAAAUGAAUACAUGAAUGAGAAGUUCAUGAUUAAAAUCGAGACGUGGCACAAGCCUGAUAUGGGGAAUCAGGAGAAUGUACACGGACUGGACAAAAGCUCGUGGGAAAAAACUGAGAUAGUUAACAUUGACAUUGCUGACAGAAGCUGCAUAAGUCCGAAGGACUACAACCCAGAUCAGGAUCCAGCCAUCUUUAAGUCAGAGAAGACAGGCAGAGGGCCUCUUGGACCUGACUGGAAGAAAGAACUCGCUAACAACCCGAACAGGCCGCACAUGUGUGCCUAUAAAUUAGCCACCGUUGAAUUCAAGUGGCUGGGACUACAGGGCAAGGUGGAAAGCCUCAUUCAAAAGAUGGAGAGGCGUUUGUUCACUCAAUUCCACAGACAGCUGUUCUGCUGGAUUGACAAAUGGAUUGAACUGACGAUGGAUGAUAUACGACGCAUGGAGGAGGACACAAAGAAGGAGCUAGAUGAGAUGAGGAAGAAUGAUCAAGUUAAAGGCAUGGUAGGUGAUGACAACUGAUGGCCGCUGAUAGGCUAACUCAAUCGCUCUCUGAAACAGGAGGAUUUAUCUUCAUUCAUUGAGCUCAGACUCCUUUCCUAGGACACCGGACCAAGACCAGCUAGAUAGGCAUAACCAAUAAUACCACACUUUACAUCCUAUUAAUAAAAUUUGCUCUUAAUAAGAGCUCAUUAUUGUAAAGCAAUUGUGUGUCUUUAUGUACUACAUUUGAAUAUAACUAUAGCAACUUUUAGUUUUUUUAAGAGAAGUUUGCAAAUCACUUUUGAGGAUGAAGUGUUCUUGCUUAUGCCUAUUCGGUCCUCAUAUAUUUUAAAACAUUAGGGAAAAGGUGAGGGUUGUCUCUGAAGAAACAUUUCUGAUUACUGUUAUCUUAUAUUAUUAAUUAUUCUGGUUUUGUUCUUUUUCUUGAUCUUGUAUUUUUUAGUGCUCAGUGAUCUAUUGUUUACCUAAUAGCACAAGGCACAUUUCCCACAAGUCAUCUGUCUACAUCCGCAAAAGCAUCAGAGUUACAAGGAUCAGAGGAUGUUUAUUUUAGAAGACUAAAACAGAAAAAGCUUCUGUGUUUUGAGAAAGUUCUGUUAAUUUCCAAAAUUUCCUCUCACAAAGUGCACUUAUUGCCCUGUUAUGUCACACUGGAAAUUCCUCUGCCCUCCUGUGCUUAAUUUGAUUCAUCAUGACAUGGUGGCUGGAGGCUUUGUAAUUUAAACACAGCUUAUGAUUUCUGUAAAAAGUAUUACAUAUAUAGUAUUUACUUUGAAAAGCCCCAGGUGGUUGGUUUAGAUUCAUACAAAGAUGUUUGCUGCUGUUUUGUAUUUAUGGUUUUGGGUGGAGGUUGUGAUUGUUGGUGAUAAUCUGUCAGAACAACCUGAACUCUGAGCAGAUCUCAAUAUAAUUCACACAUCUGUCUUGAUAACUUUUUGGCCUACAUCAUUGUAAGUCUUGUCCUGGGUUUAAUUCAGUAACCUGGAUUUUAAUGUAAUGAGUUAUAUGAUUAUGUAGUAUAUUAAAGACGAUUUACUUGUU
Messenger RNA from Micropterus dolomieu (smallmouth bass), 1987 nucleotides. RefSeq names its product phosphatidylinositol transfer protein alpha isoform-like. The record is from RefSeq and is a predicted model, not a curated record. Lineage: Eukaryota; Metazoa; Chordata; Actinopteri; Centrarchiformes; Centrarchidae. The coding region runs from base 152 to 964 and encodes 270 amino acids. Gene Ontology annotation, biological process: phospholipid transport. The transcript is spliced from 12 exons. Gene Ontology annotation, cellular component: cytoplasm. Gene Ontology annotation, molecular function: phosphatidylcholine intramembrane carrier activity; phosphatidylcholine binding; phosphatidylinositol transfer activity.